Messenger RNA from Juglans regia (Persian walnut), 1895 nucleotides. Its product is annotated as LRR receptor-like serine/threonine-protein kinase EFR. The coding region runs from base 87 to 1724 and encodes 545 amino acids. Gene Ontology annotation, molecular function: protein binding. The transcript has a single exon. The record is from RefSeq and is a predicted model, not a curated record. Lineage: Eukaryota; Viridiplantae; Streptophyta; Magnoliopsida; Fagales; Juglandaceae.
GCUACCUAAAACAAAUAUCCUGCUGAUCUCCCCAGCUCAGCUCGCACAAAAAAUUGCUUCUCGGCUGCUGGCAAAGAUCUCCAAAAAUGGAGCUUCGAAACCGCAAAUUUCCUGUGAUUCUUAUUUUUUCUUUAAGCCUAUUAUGCUUACAACAAAGUAGCAGUACUAUUGCAGGCGCUCCUUCAUAUGAGACUGAUCGUUUGGCUUUGCUCAAAUUCAAGGAAUCACUAAGCAACGACCCACACGACAUCUUGAGGUCCUGGAAUAAUAAUAAUGCUUCUGUCAACAACUUGUGCAACUGGCAUGGAGUUACAUGCGGCCGCAAGCACCAGAGGGUCAUUGCCUUGGACCUUCAAGGCUAUGCCUUGCGCGGCUCCAUAUCAUCCUUCAUUGGCAACCUCAGCUUUCUUAGGCUCGUCAACCUCCAAGACAACUUCUUAUCCGGUGAAAUUCCACAAGAAGUUACUCGCUUGUUCCGACUGCAACAGCUCAUUCUUGCUAACAACUCCUUGGUGGGGGAAAUUCCUAGCAACUUGACCCACUGUUCUGAACUCAGAUUCAUUAGUUUCCUAAGGAAUAAACUUACUGGGAAUAUUCCUGUUGGGCUGGGCUCUUUUGAGAAGCUGGAAUAUCUUUACCUUGCAGUGAAUAAUCUGACCGGAGGCAUCCCAGCUUCUUUGGGAAAUGUUUCUUCACUCCAAGUACUAUCCUUGGGGAUUAAUAAUUUCGUGGGAAAUAUUCCAGAUGAAAUUGGUCGUCUGAACAACUUAUAUUUCUUUGAAGUUAUAGACAAUGAUCUGUCUGGUACGGUGCCCUACUCCCUUUUCAAUUUAUCGACUUUGACCACCUUCUCGAUUGGAAUUAACCAACUACAUGGCACCCUUCCAGCCAACAUAGGCAUCACUCUCCCUAAUCUCCAAUUUUUGUCCGUCUCUAAAAACAAGCUCUCUGGUCCUAUCCCUGUUUCACUACCCAAUGCUUCUCAGCUUGGUCUUCUUGCUCUCGGCCAAAACAAUUUUGUGGGACAAGUUCCAAAUGAUCUGGGAAGCCUAUUGGAUCUAUAUUGGCUAAGCAUUGCUGAGAAUAAUCUUGGAAGUAAUUCAGCCAAGGACUUGAAUUUCUUAGCUUCUUUGGGAAACUGCACCAAAUUGAAGACGCUUUAUUUUCAAAAAAAUAACUUUGGAGGUAAUUUGCCAAACUCCAUAGGAAAUUUGUCGCAACUCCUGCAGAUACUAAUUCUUGAUGGCAAUCAAAUAUCAGGAAUUGUUCCUGCACCCUUAGAGAAUCUCAUCAACUUAACUGUCCUAUCCUUGGCUCACAACCUCUUUACUGGCAUCAUUCCAACUUAUUUUGGGAAGUUUCAAAAUCUGGAAGCAUUGGAUUUGGAUGGGAACAGAUUCUCGGGAAAGAUAGACUCCUCGCUAGGUAACCUCACUCAAUUGGUCAAACUUUUCAUGUCACAGAACAAAUUGGAAGGAAGCAUUCCAUCAAGUUUUGGAAAAGCCAAGAGUUUGCAGGAGUUGGACAUUUCUCAAAAUAACCUUACUGGAGCCAUAUCCAAAGGCACUCUUUCAUCCCAGUUGCGGGUACUCAAUUUAUCAUGUAACUCAUUGUCCGGCACCCUACGGCCGGAGGAAGUAGGGGGUUUAAGGAGUAUUUAUCUGCUGGAUGUCUCCAACAACAAUUUUUCCGGUGAGAUUCCUAUAACCAUUGGGAUUGCUUAAGCCUGGAAUCCCUUUACCUUCACCAUAACUCAUUUCAAGGUAAUUUACCUGUGUCUUUGACUGCCUUAGUAGAGCUCGAGUAUUUAGAUCUUUCUGCAAACAACUUGUCCGGACUAAUUCCUAAAGAUCUACAGAAAAUUUCUUUGCUGCGAUAUUUGAAUCUUUCUUUUA